Coffea eugenioides is the source of this 2157-nucleotide messenger RNA. RefSeq lists its product as uncharacterized. The record is from RefSeq and is a predicted model, not a curated record. NCBI's taxonomy places the organism in Eukaryota, Viridiplantae, Streptophyta, Magnoliopsida, Gentianales, Rubiaceae. The coding region runs from base 449 to 1939 and encodes 496 amino acids. The transcript is spliced from 2 exons.
AGUGUCUGUUUUUCCGUCACUAACGUUCACCGUUUCUCACCUCCGUCAUUCAAAAUACUUGUGAGUCUACUCCAACGUGAAUGUUAACGGCCGAUCACAGUGUGCCCUUUUUUUCUUCAUCUCUCUGUAGUUCGAAUAGAUGAUUGGAGAGGGUUUCCUGUGAAGAUCUUCCACAGUUCUUUACGGAUUCAAAGCUAAUGUUUUUAAGCUUAUGCCCGUGUAAGUGAUGAUCUGAUCAAAAACCCAGUCUUGUUUUCAUUUUUUUUUUUUUUUGGGUUAAUUUUGAAGCAAUUUAUAUUAGGAUGAUGUUAGGGAUUAUGGACAAGGGUUUAUUGUGAGAGGGAUUGUUGAGGGGAUAUUGGUCGGUCAAAUAGUUGCAUAGAGAAAUUAGUAUUAGUGCUAGAUAACGAGAACCGUUGUUGGAGAUUACUGAUUGGAGUGAAGCAUAAUGGGAGAAGAUUUAUUGACCAAUUUAACCAUUGAGAAUUAUCCAUCAACGUUUUUGUCCAUGGAUUCAAUUGCCAACUCUCAUGAUGACUCUGACCGGGAUAUGAGUAGGCAGAGUGCCCUGCAGCCGCCCGAUAUUAAUCUCCCCUUUUCUGUUGAGCGUAGUCCUCCACCUCAGCCAUGGAACCAUGAAGCCUUUGAUAUGCUAGAGGUUGGUCUGGGACACCAAAUUACUGACCCUGAUAAGCUCCUUGAAUUGCCUAAAAUUGUGCGAAAGUGUGCUAAGAGGCUGGACAGUGUGUGGGGCGCUUGGUUCUUCUUUAGUUUUUACUUCAAGCCAGUUUUGAAGGAGAAAUCGAAGUGUAAUAUUGUUAGGGAUAGUAAUGGGGUUUCUGGCUUAGAUAAGUCAGAUCUUCAGCUUGAUGUCUUUUUGGUUCAGCAUGACAUGGAGAAUAUGUAUAUGUGGGUGUUUAAGGAGAGGCCCGAGAAUGCACUUGGGAAGAUGCAAUUGAGGAGUUACAUGAAUGGACAUUCUCGCCAAGGUGAGCGUCCGUUUCCUUUCAGUGUGGAUAAAGGUUUUGUAAGGUCUCAUAGAAUGCAGCGGAAACAGUACAGGGGUCUCUCCAACCCUCAGUGUGUUCAUGGUAUUGAGUUGGUUCCAUCUCCUAAUCUUGUGGUUAUGGAUGAGGAAGAGCAGAAGAAAUGGAUGGAAUUGACAGGUAGAGACCUCAACUUUUCUAUACCGCCUGAAGCUAAAGACUUCAGUUCAUGGAGGAACCUUCCAAACACAGAUUUUGAGCUUGAGAGGCCUAUUCCGGCUUUAAAGAGUAAUCUACAGGCCCCUACAAAAAAAUUGCUUAAUGGGUCCGGCUUGAAUCUGUCCACUCAGCCUUCAAAUCAUGUAAAUGGCAAUGGGAUAGAUCUCUCUUCUAUUUGCAAUAAGAAAAGGAAAGAUAUUUUUUCACCUGGAAAUGAUGACGAUUGUUGCUUGGCUGCCAAUAAUUCAGAUCGACACCAAGAUGCAGAUAUCCACCCUGUUGAGCCUCCCUGGAUGGGUGAAUUUUCAGGGGUAAUAAGGAAUGUAUAUGGACCUGUUACAGCUGCAAAAACCAUUUACGAGGAUGAAGAAGGAUACUUGAUUAUCAUCACCUUGCCUUUUGCAGAUCCUGAAAGAGUAAAAGUACAUUGGUGGAACAAUCUAACUCAUGGUAUUGUGAAGAUAUCAUCCAUCAGUACAGCAUGUAUGCCUUUUAUCCAGAGGAAUGAUAGGACAUUCAAGCUGACUGAUCCAUCUCCUGAGCACUGCCCUCCUGGAGAAUUUAAAAGGGAAAUUCCACUUCCCACUCGAAUUCCAGAUGAUGCCAAGCUAGAAGCAUAUUUUGACAAAAGUGGAACUGUGCUCGAGAUCAAAGUUCCUAAACAUCGCACGGGGCCAGAAGAGCAUGAAGUUCCCGUGUGCCUCCGCCCUCCAAAUGAGUUUGGCUUAUCUUGAAGACGUUUUUCAGUUUGCGUUAAGGGUAGACAAUGUUGUCAAUUUCCUUUACAUUUUAGAAAUUUUUAUGAAAAUAGAGAGACCAAAAAUUCCUCCUCACUCAUAAGAUAGUAUUUUAACUGUCUCCAGAACAAUUGUUUUGGUAUUGUCUUUUGGAAUUGGUAUAGUUGUACUGAUGGUUAGUUAUGAGUUGCAAGGUUGAAAUUCAUUGAUCAGAA